CUCGCAGUGCCGUCAGAGACUGGUAAGAGAUGUGGCGGCUACAGCGGCAUCCUCUGCAGGUGUGCGUCUGGCGGUGGGCGGCGACGACGGCGGCGUGUCUGCUGGUGGCGCUGCAAGCGGAGGAGGCGGAGGCGAGGGCCACCAAGCGCAGCGUCACCGACACCUCCGUCAUGGGCUACCUCACAGAGCGGACGUGCUGGUGGAACGAGAUCUGCAAGGAGGAGUUCCAGACGCUGUUCCGCUGCAAGUGCCCCGUGUGGUCGUUCUGCCGCAGCCCGGGCCGCUACUACAACGCCUUCUGCACGAUGACGGGCACCGGCUACAUCUGGACGCAGCCCGAGCCGUCGUGGGGCCGCCGCCAGAGCGCGCCCGGCGCAGACUUCGACGCCGCCGAAGGCGGCGACCCGCAGCAGCGCGCCAGGUGCCCACCCACACCUCACCACUCGUCCCCCUCAGUCACCUUACCCACAGCCCUGUGUAGUGCUGGGAAACACGGCCAAGUUGCCGGAGGUCGCCGAACUGGGCGUACCACGAUGCUGCUCAUGCAGGGCGCUCACUAA
Messenger RNA from Schistocerca piceifrons (Central American locust), 560 nucleotides. RefSeq lists its product as uncharacterized. Bases 30 to 560 code for a protein of 176 amino acids. The record is from RefSeq and is a predicted model, not a curated record. Lineage: Eukaryota; Metazoa; Arthropoda; Insecta; Orthoptera; Acrididae. The transcript has 3 exons.